Molecule: messenger RNA, 882 nt
Organism: Penicillium cataractarum
Lineage: Eukaryota; Fungi; Ascomycota; Eurotiomycetes; Eurotiales; Aspergillaceae
Exons: 1
Coding region: 1-882 (293 amino acids)
Molecular function (GO): protein dimerization activity
Source: RefSeq, a predicted model, not a curated record
AUGGAUUUGUUCCCCACGACUAAGGCCUCCGACCCUCUGCCCGGAAAUUGGUCCUACGACAGCGCCUUUGACCUAUUCUCCUUGAACCCUGCCGACAUUAACCCCGUCUCCUUCGACUUUGCCGACAAUCUGACCAAUGCCAACUUCAAAGAUCUUUUGAUGGAUCCAUUCGGCAUACCCACUGCCAUCAGCGGGUUCAGCAUGCCCACGGCCGAAGACGCCGUCUCGCCCUCUUCGACACCAUCACUUAACUCGUCCCACAUACAAACAUCCAAACUAACCUCAUUUCAAGAUCUCAACAGUGACGAUCAAUCCUGGUACGUGAGUACCCGCCCCUCCAUCGACAUGACCGUGCCCUAUCCAACCGCACCAACAAAACCAACCACCCGCGCCUCCAUCACAAGCACGAACACCAGUACAUCAACAUCAACCUCACCCCGCUGGUCCCCCAGCCCGGGAAUCAAACCCCAACAAUAUAAUCCCCCACGUACCGACAAACGCCGCAAAAUCAGCUCUCUCUCUGAAAAAUCCACCAGCGACACCUCCGCUUCCUCCUCCGCCCCCGUUUCAGCCCCACAAGACCCCUAUGGCCGCAACGCCGCCAAGCGCGCCGCCCACAACAUCAUCGAAAAGAGGUACCGCACAAACAUGAACGCUAAAUUCCUCGCGCUAGAAAAGACCAUUUCACCAGCCGGCGUGCAGAAAUCUUCCCGUGCGGGCGCUGACGCGGGAUCGCUGAAGAAAUCGGAGAUUCUGAGUAAUACUUUAGCGUAUAUCGAGUGUAUUCAGCAGGAGAAUCUCGCCGCGCAGAAGGAUUUGGCUAUGCUGAAGCAGGGGCUUAGUCUUGGUAUGAGGAGGGGUCCGAAGAAGGGUCGUUCGUGA